This is a messenger RNA of Pectinophora gossypiella (pink bollworm), 2272 nucleotides long. RefSeq lists its product as uncharacterized. The transcript is spliced from 2 exons. The record is from RefSeq and is a predicted model, not a curated record. The coding region runs from base 737 to 1693 and encodes 318 amino acids. NCBI's taxonomy places the organism in Eukaryota, Metazoa, Arthropoda, Insecta, Lepidoptera, Gelechiidae.
UUUUGUAAUUACAUUCAUUCGCGGAGCUUUCGUUCUUCCCUUCUCUCAAUACAACACAAGACAAGACGCUGCUGUUUUAUUUCAUUAAAUAAAUUUCACCGUCCCGACACCCAAGGAUUUCUUCAUGGUCCUUCGAGCAACGUGAGCAUAGUGUGCAGCUCAUCUACAGGUGUUUGCGGCCAAAACGGUGCGACGGAUCAGCACGAUUUUUGCGUCAGAAGUUUACGUCGGGCAAGUUUGUGAGUCCAUUCCAGUCGCCAUUAUUCCUGAGCAACGCGGUAAGAUUGUACUUCAUUCAUUCACUCAAUCAUCGUUGCCGCGGCGGAAGGACACACCGACGUCGAAGUGUUCAAAACCGGAGAAAGCAAUCUUCAUCUGCGUGUAACCGAAUUUACAAAGAAGAACUUCAAUAGUGUUCGUUUAUUUGUAACGAUUUUAUUUCGUCAAACUCGCCGAAGACAAAGGACAACGCAAUACAAAUAAAAUUGCUAUCUCACUCACUCAUAGCAUAUUACGGAACAUUAAUAUUGCUACAAAAAACGCGAUGUUCGGAGUGAAGUGAGCGAUUUUUAGCAAUCAACGUUGUCGUUCAAUACAAUCGAUCUCGAUCCCAAUCUUAACAGGAAUUGUAUUGCAUCAUUUUUUUACCACGUUUUCGUAUACCGAGCGACCAUAUUUUUUUCAGGAAAAGUAAAUUUAAACAAUUCAGUACUUGUUUACGUAAUUAGUCAGCAAUAUGGCAAGCGACAACGAGCUAUUUAACAGGCGGAAAUAUGUGAAAGGCACGAUGACGCGCCUACGCAACUCGCUAACGUCGGAAUUCCUCGCGUCCGCAUCCGAACAAAUGUUACGCACGAAGCAAGAACAUGCCCAGUCCAUCUUCAAGGAGUAUAUAGACCUGACUGUUCAGGUCAACGACGACCAUGAUCCCACUCCUGUUGAAGAGGCCUACUUUGUGUGUAUGGACUUACUGCGCACUACUUUGCAGUCAAGAUUCGGGACGACGGCGGCGGCGGCAAAGCCAAGUGGCGGUUCUAAUAACGUCACGUCCAAGUUAAAACUCCCUGAUAUCCAAAUACCACCAUUCGACGGCAAGUACCUAGAAUACAAACCUUUCAUCGAAUUGUUUACGGCGCUUGUACAUAACGAUUCUAACAUUGUUGACAUUCAAAAGUUUGUGUAUUUACGUGGUUUUCUAAAAGGAGAAGCCUUCGAUCUUAUUAAUAAUUUACCAAUACAAGGCUCAAGUUACAGUGAAGCAUUGACAAUCCUGCGUGAUCGAUAUGAUAAUAGUCACAAAAUUGUAUUUGAACAUAUAUCCAAGUUAUUGGAUCUUGCCUCGAUACCCAGGCCAAAUGUAACCAUGUUACGUAAUUUAAUUUCUGUUGCAAAACAGCAUGUAGCAGCUCUAAAAAAUUUAAAUGAACCCGUUGACAAAUGGGACAGCAUACUUGUAUGCAUUCUAUCUCGCAAACUCGACCCAGUCACUAAUAGAGCUUACUGUUUGGAUAGGAACUCAUCUCAAUCCCCAACUUUUACAGAUUUCAUAAAAUAUCUUGAAACAAGAGCUCUAGCUCUCGAAAACUCGAGCAACAAUGAUGUCAUCGGCGCUAGGAAAGUACAAGCUACUGCUGCAGUAACAAAUAAUCAUGUAGCUAAGUGCUAUUACUGUGGCGUUGCUGCCCCAGCUUGAGGACCAGCACAAUGAGCUCAGCGAUCCCGCGACACCCCGACUCGUUCACACGCAGUUUGGUUAUUUGGUUGCAGGAAAAGUCCCCGUACAGUCUCCCCAUGAACUUCAGAGUACCCCUGUUUCUUUGUUUUGUCAAGAAUGUAAAACAGACUUAAAUUCUAAUGUUAUUCAGUUCUGGAAAUCUGAGGCUGUACCAGAAAUAUAUCCUGAGCACCCCACGUCUGAACAAAAAUAUUGUGAGGAAUAUUUUAAUGAAACGGUUCAACUUGUUGACAAUAAAUUUGAAGUCUCAAUGCCUUUAAAGAUUCCAAUUUACGAUGUAAACAAUACUUUAGGGAAUUCUCUAGUUCUCGCUAUGCGCAGAUUUUUGAAUUUAGAGAAAAGGCUCCAUAAAGAUGAAGCUUUGUUCAAAGAAUAUCAAAGUUUUAUUCAUGAAUACAUAGACCUUGGCCAUGCCAGCUAUGUCGAUAUUUCUAGUUACGAUUUUAACAAAGAUGCGGUAUACUUUAUGCCACAUCACCCUGUCAUACGUGAAAAUGCAGUUAGUACUCGUUUACGUACAGUAUUUGACGAAUCUAU